AUGGUUUUGCCGGCCCAGUUUGUCAACGUCAUUGUCGUUGGAGCCGGGCUCAGCGGUCUCCGCGCCGCCACCGAGAUUCACGACGCAGGGCUCUCUUAUGUCGUCCUCGAGGCCAUGGACCGCGUAGGUGGCAAGACUCUUUCCGUUCAGGCUUCUUCAAACGGCACCGCCGUGGUGGACUUGGGUGCAGCGUGGAUCAACGACAGCAACCAGUCUGAAAUGUACGCCAUGGCGAAAGAGUUUGGGUUUGACCUCGUGGUUCAGCGUACAGAGGGGCUGUCCAUCUCUCAAGACGAUAAAGGGCAAAUGUCUCUGGUACCUUAUGGAAUGCCUGCCAACUUGACCUCGGAGCAAUUGGGUGAGCUAUCCACCUUUGCGCAGGGUAUGCAACAGUACAUUGAUCGCUCUGAUCUCGAAAACCCACACCUCGGGCAAGAUGCAGUGAAACUAGACUCGAUGACUGCUUUGGAAUUCGUGCAGAGCGAGUUUCCGGCUAAAAUCGCGACAACCUUUACUUACACCCUUGUCCGGGCUCUUCUUGGCGUGGACCCCGAGGAGGUCAGCGCCUUGUACCUCAUCGACUUCAUCAAGAGUGGAACGGGCCUCUUGAACAUUAGCUCCGAUACCAAGCAUGGAGCCCAAUAUCUGCGGAACCGGCAAGGCAACCAAAACUUUGCCAAGAAGCUUGCGAGCAAACUCAAGCCAAACACUGUGCAGCUUUCUUCAGCCGUCAAGAGCAUCACUCAAGCCGCCGACCACUGCAUAGUCCGGACCCAAGACGACAAGGUCUACGUCUCCAAAAAGGUCUUGCUAUCCGUUCCGACCAGCCUGAUACCACAGAUUGAGUUUACUCCUCGUUUGCCCGAGCCAAAACGCAUUCUCACUCAGUCAACCAAGCUCGGCUACUAUUCCAAGACUGUGCUGGUGUAUUCGGAGCCGUGGUGGCGCCAUGCAAACCUCUCUGGCGUGUUUUCUUCCAUCUACGGACCCAUUUCCUUUACCAGAGACACCUGUGUCCCUGAAAUGGGCCAGUUCAGUCUCACGUGCUUCCACACCGGCGAGACUGGCCGACAGUGGUCAAAGCUGGACGCACAAGGACGACGCAAGGCUGUACUGGACCAGUUUCACAAUGCCUUUGGCACGGCUGUCGAGAGCAUCCCCGAGCCAAUCAAUAUCAUUGAAAAGGAGUGGACCAAGGACCCCUGGGCGCAGGGAAACCCGAACCCGGUGAUGAUGCCCGGCUUGAUGACGAGCGCGGCUGGCCAGUCGAUUCGUGACCGCUACGGGCAUGUCCACUUCAUCGGUACCGAGACUUCGUACGCGUGGAAGGGAUACAUGGAGGGUGCAGUGCUAUCGGGCAUUCGCGGUGCAAAGGAGGUUAUUGCCGCUCUUCAGCGCAAUGAAACAACGACACAGCAACCUACCUCAAUCGCGGCUACCCUUGAGCGCAAUGGAACAACGACACGGCGACCUGGUUCCAUCACAGCUACCUUCCAGCGCAAUGAGACAGCGACCUCUAACAUGGACCAGCGACCUUCUUCAGCCGCGGCUACCCCUGAGUACACUGCAUCUUCUUCCUCAGUAGCGGCUACUCCUGAGCCCACCGGACCUUAUUCGGCUGUGGCUUCCCCUGAGUACACUGGAACUUCUUCAGCCGUGGCUACUCCUGAGUUUACCAAAGUGGUAGCCUCUGGCUUGGACCGACGUCCACUCCUCGCAUGCUAG
Molecule: messenger RNA, 1725 nt
Organism: Beauveria bassiana ARSEF 2860
Lineage: Eukaryota; Fungi; Ascomycota; Sordariomycetes; Hypocreales; Cordycipitaceae
Product: flavin-containing amine oxidase
Exons: 2
Coding region: 1-1725 (574 amino acids)
Molecular function (GO): oxidoreductase activity
Source: RefSeq, a predicted model, not a curated record